Messenger RNA from Trachymyrmex cornetzi, 1461 nucleotides. RefSeq lists its product as uncharacterized. The record is from RefSeq and is a predicted model, not a curated record. Bases 1 to 1461 code for a protein of 486 amino acids. The transcript has 3 exons. NCBI's taxonomy places the organism in Eukaryota, Metazoa, Arthropoda, Insecta, Hymenoptera, Formicidae.
AUGUCCAACAGUACAUUCCCUAACAGCACAAGACGUCCUCAGGAUCAUUCUGAAUAUGUCCCAGGUCAUCCUGGACAUUUUAAGGACAUUCAUACCUCCACUGGAUAUCCUGAGGUCAUCCUUGGGACAUUAUUUUCGGGACAACCUCAGGACGUCCUUGGGAUAACUUCAGGACGUCCUUGUGGGACAGCCUCAGAAGCAGGUCACACACUGAUAAAACGAAUUUUAAAGAAAGAUGUAGUGCCAUCCAUAUUUUCGUGGAAAAGAAAAUUGGACAUUUCACUUCAAGAUGCUCGUUUGAUGCGACAGAAGCAAAGGGAGCUGAAAUUGAGUCAAAAGAGACUGAUGGUUACAAGCUCCAAUUGUAAUUCAUGUCCAACAGUUGAAACAAAUACCGCGUUUAUAGAACCUGUUCUCCUUUCGUCUAGUGAAGAUAUUAAUCAUUAUUCAUUAAAUAAAAUCUCCAUCGGUUGUGAAAUUGAAGUGACAGACUCAACCUGUAAUGCAAAUACCAGUCAAAUCACUACAGAGAAAACAGUCUCUCUUAAAGUAAAUACUGGAUCAUCUAAAAAAACUUUUGCUAAUGCUGCCACUCAAACCUUCAUGAAGAUUAUUUUUACCAUAGAGAACCUUCGAAACAAUUCGAAGAGUGUGUCUUAUUAUACGGGUUUUGAAUCCUUAGAAAAAUUAAAAUUAGUUUUACAUAGUUUGGGGCCAUCAGCUUAUGAAUUGACAUACCGAUAUGGUAAUGUAGUAAAUGUUGCUGUUGAGGAUCAGUUUCUUAUAACUCUCAUUAAAUUGAGGAGAGCCAUAUCCGAUAUAGGUUUAGCUUUGAUGUUUGAUGUUAGCAAAACGACAAUUCAGAAUAUUGUUAUUACAUGGUUAAAUUUUAUGUAUUGUGAGUGGUCUGAAAUAGACAUAUGGCCUAAUAAGGAUCUCAUUAUGUAUUACAUGCCCUCAGGAUUUAAACAGAUGUAUCCUUCAACUAGGGUAAUACUAGAUGGAACAGAAUUUCCAAUAAAUGCUCCUAAAAAUCCGAAAUUUCAGCAAGCGACCUUUAGUACAUACAAGAACAAAACCACAUUGAAAGUAUUGGUUGGCGCAACACCUGGUGGACUUAUUUCUUAUAUUUCUUCAGCUUAUGCGGGAUCUGUGAGCGACAGAGCGAUAGUUGAAAGAAGUAAUCUUACUAAGAAAACUGAGCCUGGUGGUUCUAUAAUGACUGAUCGAGGAUUUACAGUUCAAGAUUUAUUUGCUCCAAUAUAUGUAUCAAUAAAUAUACCAGCUUUUCUCAAGGGUAAAACUCAGUUACCAGGCUUGACUCUUCUUAAAGAUCGUAAACUUGCGAAUAGUAAAGAAAUUAAACCCAAAGUGUAUGUAAUACGAUUUGUCUUUUUAUUUUCUCUGACAUCCAAUGACACACUUGAACAUCCAAUCCAAUAUGAAAAUAAUCUGGAUUAA